CUGGGAUCCUCUGCCAUCGGUAUUAAGUGCGCAGAAGGAGUGGUCCUCGCUGUGGAACGCAGACUCAACUCCACCCUCAUCGUCCCCGAGUCCAUCGAGAAGAUCUUUGAGAUCGACUCCCACAUCUGCUGCGCCGCCAGCGGAGUCAUCACCGACGCCCGCACCCUCAUCGAGCACGGAAGAGUGGAAGCGCUCAACCACCGCUAUACCUAUCUGGAGCCCAUCACCGUGAAGGCCCUCACUCAGACCAUUUCCGACCUCGCUCUCAACUUCGGAGAGGGAGACCCCUCUUCUCGCAAGAAACCCAUGUCCCGCCCUUACGGAGUGGCGCUUCUCAUCGCAGGAGUCGACGAGAGAGGGCCCUGCAUCUACCAGACUGACCCAUCUGGCACCAUGAUCGAGUAUAAGGCCAAGGGAAUCGGAGCAGCCGAGGAAGAAAAUGAGUCUGGAGGAUGCGAAGAAGCUGGCCCUGUCUGCUCUGAAGGAGACAAUGGAGGAGAAGAUCAGCAAGAGCAACGUGGAGAUGAUGGUGAUCGCCAACGACCGACAGCUGGUGGAGCGCGUCUCCACGGACGACAUCAAGCGCUACCUGGAGAAGCUGCAAUGAACGUUGAAGCCAAAGACCGAUACGAGAAGUGUGAGCGCCUCGGAGAAGGCACCUACGGAGUGGUAUUCAAGGCGCGCGACUCACUCCUCAAGGAUUACGUCGCCAUCAAGAAGAUCAAGCUAGAGAACGAAGAUGAGGGUGUCCCAUCUACUGCUAUGCGUGAGAUUGCGAUCCUGAAGGAGCUGCAGCCACACCCCAACAUCGUCCAGUACAUUCCGAUUUACCUACUAGUUGACUACGACCUCAAGAAGUACAUGGGAGAGCACAAGCAGAGCAUGACUCCCUACCAGGUCAAGCUCUUCCUCUUCCAGCUCUGCAACGGACUCAACUACUGCCACGCCCGCAGGAUCAUCCACCGCGACCUUAAGCCCCAAAACCUCCUCAUCGACAAGGCAGGAACGCUCAAAAUUGCCGAUUUCGGACUCGCCCGCGCUUUCAGUCUCCCCAUCAAGACCCUCACUCACGAAAUCGAGACCCUGUGGUACCGUGCUCCCGAAAUCUUCAAAGUCUUCCAGUUCCACGGGACACCCACCCCCGCCCAGUGGAUGAACGUCCACAACCUGCCUGACUUUAAGCCCACCUUCCCCAAGUUCAAGGGAGUCAAUCCCGAAGUCUACUUUAAGAAUUUCGACAAAGUGGCUCUUGACCUUUGCAUGAAGAUGCUGCAGUUAGAUCCUGCUCGCAGGAUAUCGAUGAAGGAGGCACUAAAGCACCCCUAUUUCAACGACGUGGCGCACCUGACGAAUGAAGAGAUCCGCAACCGCAUCAAGAUGUUCGAGGCCAACAUGAAGCAGUACAAGCUGGAGACCAGCAAGAUCACGCACGACUCCAAAAAAGUCGAUGAGGCGCUCAAGGACAACCGCACCAAGAUCAAGCAGAACAAGCAGCUCCCCUGGCUCGUCUCCAACGUCGUAGAAAUUCUCGACAUCGAACCAGAAGUAGAUGCUGACGGCCAGAUGGAUCUCGAGGAGAAACCAGAGGAUAAAUGCAUCGUCGUCAAGACCAGCACCCGCAACACAAUCUUCCUGCCCGUCCCCGGCUUAGUCGAUUCGGCUGAGCUCAGACCUGGAGAGCUGGUGGGAGUCAACAAGGAUUCAUACAUCCUCUUGGAGAAGCUGCCUGCCGAGUACGAUUCGCGAGUGAGGUCGAUGGAGCUGGAAGAGAAGCCGUCUGAAGAGUACACUGAUAUUGGUGGUCUGGAUAAGCAAAUCUAAGAGCUGAGAGAAGCCAUUGUGCUUCCCAUCACUCACAAGGAGAAGUUCAAGAACAUCGGCAUUCGUCCUCCCAAGGGAUGCCUGAUGUUCGGUCCUCCUGGCACAGGGAAGACCAUGAUGGCGCGUGCCUGUGCAGGACAGACCAAGGCCACCUUUCUGAAGCUGGCAGGCUCCAACCUCGUCCAAAUGUACAUCGGUGAUGGACCAAAGAUGGUCCGCGAUGCCUUUGCGCUUGCUAAAGAGAAGGCACCCACCAUCAUCUUCAUCGACGAAAUCGACGCCAUCGGAACCAAGCGUUUCGACAACGAUAAGUCAGGAGACAGAGAGGUGCAGCGUACUAUGCUUUAACUGCUAAACCACCUCGAUGGGUAACUAAUUCAAUGAUGAAGUUUUUCUCCCAACGAUGACAUCAAGGUCAUUUGCGCUACCAACCGUCCCGAUGUCUUGGAUCCCGCUCUCAUGAGAUCAGGUCGUCUGGAUCGUAAGAUCGAGUUCCCCUUACCUAAUGAGGACGCCAGAGGACAGAUCCUGAAGAUCCACUCUCGUAAGAUGAACCACAAGGAAGCAGCAAGGUCGACAGAGGACUUCAAUGGCGCCAUGUUGAAGGCGGUGUGCGUGGAGGCAGGAAUGAACGCGCUGAGGAGAGGGGGCAGCUACCUGGAGCACGAGGACUACGUGGAGGGAAUCAUGCAGGUGCAGGCCAAGAAGAAGAGCCAUCUCAACUACUAUGCCUGA
Molecule: messenger RNA, 2556 nt
Organism: Nymphaea colorata (pocket water lily)
Lineage: Eukaryota; Viridiplantae; Streptophyta; Magnoliopsida; Nymphaeales; Nymphaeaceae
Exons: 7
Biological process (GO): protein phosphorylation; proteasome-mediated ubiquitin-dependent protein catabolic process
Cellular component (GO): proteasome core complex; proteasome regulatory particle, base subcomplex
Molecular function (GO): ATP binding; proteasome-activating activity; ATP hydrolysis activity
Source: RefSeq, a predicted model, not a curated record